Cyprinodon tularosa is the source of this 4893-nucleotide messenger RNA. It is a transcript of the gene raph1b, whose product is annotated as Ras association (RalGDS/AF-6) and pleckstrin homology domains 1b. Gene Ontology annotation, biological process: signal transduction. NCBI's taxonomy places the organism in Eukaryota, Metazoa, Chordata, Actinopteri, Cyprinodontiformes, Cyprinodontidae. The transcript is spliced from 18 exons. The record is from RefSeq and is a predicted model, not a curated record. Bases 262 to 4743 code for a protein of 1493 amino acids. Gene Ontology annotation, cellular component: plasma membrane; cytosol.
GAAAACAUGAGGACAGCGGACAGUUUGAAUUACAUUUAUAUUUAAAAAACUUAAACUAUCUCCAUCUUAACUGGAGUUCCCCUCCUCUGUUUGUCCCCCCUUACUGAGGGCAGGGAUAUUCAUCAUCUUGGACAACAAGGAGGAGAAAAAGGGGGGAUCUCUUUGUGAAUCCUAUUUCACCGGGAUAAAAGCCCGGCCGCAGAGUGGAGUGCUGGUUUGACCUUUACCCUUAGUAGGAAGAAAGGAAAAGCCACUUCAGAGAUGGAGCAGGUGUCGGACGAUGAGCUGGACCAUGGAGCAGAGGAGGACAGCGACAAGGAGGACCAGGACCUGGACAAGAUGUUUGGGGCCUGGCUUGGCGAGCUAGACAAGCUCACACAGAGUUUGGAUGAUGGCAGGCCACAAAAAGCACUGCAGAAACCGCCCCUCAGGCAGGAGACGAAUAUGGCCAACUUCUCUUACCGCUUCUCUGUUUACAACAUAAACGAGGCUCUGAAUCAGGGAGACGCUGUGGACCUGGAUGCUCUCAUGGCUGACCUCUGCUCCAUCGAGCAGGAGCUCAGCACCAUCUCCAAGCCAAACUCAUCAUCCCGCAGCCAGAGCAAAGGAGGACAGAGGGGCCCCGGGGGCCGCAGUGCCAGCACCAAGCACACUGGCACCAGUGGAGGAGGAAGCAGUGGAGGAAGUACCAGCAGCAGUGCCAGAGCCUCGCCAGCCAACACGGUUCGUGGCGGCAGCGUUAACUCUCGACCCGGCGCUUCCAACAUCUCCCUGGACGACAUCACCUCCCAGCUGGAAAAGGCCUCCCUCAGCAUGGACGAAGCUGCGCGUCAGACUUCUUCUUCGUCGUCGUCUUCCUCAUCUUCAGUUUCCUCCGCAGCUCUGCGGCGUCCGUCGUCCGGAUCGUCCGGCGGCGGGCAGCACCGCAGGACUGGGUCGGUGGGCACGAUCAGCGAGCAGGAGGCCAAGUCGCAGCGAUCAAGCGUGAAUUCGGCGUGCGCCUCUGCUUCCAGCAUGGACUCCCUGGACACGGAUAAAGUGACGGCGGGCGUGGAAGCGGAGGAGCAGGGCAGUCCGAGCUCACAGGGCCAGAACCAAACCAGCACAGAGCAUGUCAAACUGCGACGGGCCAACAGUCGUCCGGCCAGACGGCAGCUUGACUUCACCUCAGGCGAGGGGGAGGUGGACCGGGCCACUCAUUCCUAUCUGGACCGAGAAACCUCACUCAUUCUGAAAAGCAUAGCUGGGAAGCCCUCUCACCUCCUGACCAAGGAGGAGCAAGCUGCCAAGAUCAAGGCGGAGAAGAUCCGUGUCGCUCUGGAGAAAAUCAAGGAGGCUCAGGUCAAAAAGCUGGUGAUUAGAGUACAUAUGUCGGACGAGAGCUCGAAAACCAUGAUGGUGGAUGAGCGGCAGUCGGUCAGACAGGUGCUGGACAGCCUGUUGGACAAGUCGCACUGCGGCUACAGUCCCGACUGGUCCCUUGUGGAGACCAUCACUGAGCUACAGAUGGAGCGGAUAUUUGAGGAUCACGAGAACUUGGUGGAGAACCUGCUAAACUGGACCAGAGACAGCCACAACAAGCUGAUGUUCAUCGAGCGCAUCGAGAAGUACGCUCUCUUCAAGAACCCGCAGAACUAUUUGCUAGGGCGGAAGGAGACCUCGGAGAUGGCUGACAGGAAUAAAGAAGCUCUACUAGAGGAAUGUUUCUGUGGUGGAUCUGUGUCUGUGCCAGAGAUCGAGGGGAUUCUGUGGCUCAAGGAGGAUGGAAAGAAGUCGUGGAAGAAGCGUUACUUCCUCCUCAGGGCUUCAGGGAUCUAUUAUGUCCCAAAGGGCAAAGCUAAGGCGUCCAGAGAUCUCGUAUGCUUCCUGCAGUUGGACCAUGUUAAUGUGUAUUACGGGCAGGACUACCGCAGCAAAUACAAGGCUCCCACUGAUUACUGCCUGGCUCUGAAGCAUCCACAAAUCCAGAAGAAAUCCCAGUAUAUAAAGUACCUGUGCUGUGAUGAUGUCAGGACGCUGCACCAGUGGGUGAACGGCAUUCGCAUCGCCAAGUAUGGCAAGCAGUUAUAUGUGAACUACCAGGAAGCAAUGAAGAGGACAGAGGCGGCGUAUGAUUGGUCGUCUCUAUCUACCUCUAGCAUUCGAUCGGGCUCCAGUUCAGCCAGCAUACCUGAGUCGCAGUCCAAUCAUUCGGGUCAUUCAGACAGUGGAGUGGACACAGCCUCCUCUCAUGGCCGGUCCCAGAGCGUGGUGAGCUCCAUUUUCUCUGAAGCCUGGAAGAGGGGAACCCAGAUGCAGGAGAACUCAAAAAUGAGACAUGAGGCAUCGCGUGGAUCCACGCAUUCCUCCCACAGCCACCGGCAUCACAGCCAGCAUUCAGUGGACCACCCAAUCCUCACCCCUCAUCCGCAGCCGGAUCCGCCUCAGCCUAAGCAGUCAUCGGUGCAACAACCGCAGCAUCAGCCUCCGUCUCCCCCACAGAUGCUGCCCCCUCCUCCCUCAGAAAUGCCUCAGCCGCCGCCUCAGGUGCCGCCUCAGCCGCCACCUCAGCCGCCAAAGUCUCCAGAGCCACAGCCCAGCAGCAGCUACGACCACAUGCCCCCACAGCAGCAGCCGCAAGAACCAACCGCUGCCCCAAAUCCCCCUCCGCCACCACCGCCGCCGCCUCCUCCUCCUCCACCCCUUCCUCCAGUCCAAAUGGUGUCUCACCACUCGCUGGCGCCCACAAUGUACAAGUUCAGCACCAUCACCAGGCUGCAGAACCAGAAGGGUUCCCACAAGUUACCCGCUCACCUCCACGCCACAGCGCAGCAAGUUCUGCCCCCACCUCCGACGCCGCCAGCCGCACCGGUUUUAAAGCCUAACGUGAAUCACAUAGCUGCUAGGACCAAUGUCCCUCCUCCUCCUCCCCCUCCUCCUCCCCCUCCACCCUCCAUGCCAACCCCAGGGUCCGCCAUGGCUGUUCUGAGGUUUGGCCCUCCAAGCCCGGCCGCCCCUCCUUCCUUCAUCCCUCCACCUCCUGCUCCACACAGCAACGGUGUAGCAUUCCCUCCUCCUCCGCCUCCUCCGCCCGCGCCCCCUGCCUCCAUGAAACAGACUGUUUACUCCAACGGGCUCAAGCAGGCCUUCAAGGAGCGCUUCCCCAGUCCGCCAAGAGAACUCCUAUCUCAGAAUGGAGAUCUCGAGGACUCCCCGCCGCCUGCUCCAGCUCCGCCCCCACCUCCUCCGCCGCCUCUGCCACCACCACCUCCUCCUCCCCCUCCUCCCCAGCAGUUCCCAAUACCAGCCCAGUUCCCUCCUCCUCCUGGACCCCCACCUGCGCCACCCAAAACCUUCACCCCUGGCUUCAUGCCUCACUAUGCACCCAAGCCGAUGUCUCCGGUCUCACCCUUCCCUCCUGCGCCUACUCCACCACCGCCACCCCCUCCUCCACCACCUCCUCCUGCGCCGGCUCAAUUAAAGAAGCAGCUCAGCCUCCAGCAGGGCCACACACCCAGCCAUCCUCCACCUACCCUGCCUAAGCAGCACAGCCUUUCUAAGGCAACUGGCAUUUCCACAGGAGCCGCACCGACCGUGUCUUUGGUAAAGCAGCUCGCUAGUCAGUUUCCAGGGGCGCCGUCUCAAGUCGCUAAUCACGCCGAGUGCCCUAAAGCUCCCCUCUCCCCUCCUGCUGUAAAAACGAAACCAAAAUGGCAGCUUGGCGGUUCCCAGCAGCCUCAGUCUCCAGAGUUCCCGCCUCCUCCAGCAGAAAGCAACAAUGGCUUCCCUGCACCGCCUCCACCCCCACCGCCUCCCCCAGCACCCACCACUGGCCCGACGCCACCUCCGCCUCCACUUCCUUCAGGAAACAUGGGUUCUCCGUUAAGGAGAUCCCCCUCCGGAUCCUCGAAUUUUGGUGGGAAGAAACCUCCUCCGACCCCUCAGAGGAACUCAAGCAUCAAGUCCAACUCAUCUGCCUCCUACGAGGAAUCCAGGAGGAACUUGCUAAGCAAGUUUGCUCCCCAGAGCAAUGCCGCCACCUCAUCCCAAUGUCCCAUCUCCUCCUCCAAUGGAUCUCCUUCAAAGGACUCUUCCAAUGGGCCACCUGCGCCUCCUAAACCAGGAAAGCUCAACCUGUCUAACUUGCCGUUGGGGCUGCAGGCCAAACAGGCCGGCGGCGACUUUCCAUCUCCUCCACCCGAGUGCGCCAGCUUUCCACCACCUCCCCCGGUCUCUGAGCUCUUCCCUCCUCCCCCACCUCCAGAAAAUGACACUCAUAGCGGAGGUGUCCCAAGGGUAGCCGUGGUAAACCCUCAACCCCAAGCCCCGCCUCCACCACCGCCCGUCUCCCUUGUUAGCAACUCCAUUUGGGCGAAGAACUCCCUGAAAAAGACUCCACCGCCCGCUUUAGGGCGACGAAGCAACGCCACCCCAGAGCCCCCUCCAAAAUCACCCCCUCCACCCACGUCCCCAAAAGGUAGCUCAGGUCAGCCUAACUUCCUGGAGGAUCUGAGCUUGACAUUAAAGCGAAAGUCGGUGGGUCGCCAAGGUCCGGGCCUCCCCGGCAAGCAAGACCUAGCGGGGACUAUGGACGACAUGGCACUGCCUCCACCGCCUCCAGAGCUACUCCUGGACCAGGGGAAGCAGAGCAACGGUGGAAACGGCGGCUAUAUGUCCGGAAACAUCUCAGGCUAUGCAACGCUGCGAAGGGGACCGCCACCUGCACCGCCCAAACGAGGGGAUGGGACCAAACUUACCGGAUAACGUGGAAGUCUGAGAUCAGGACGUGACGCAGCUGACUGAACAGACAUUAUUAGCUAAACGGAUACGAGAUCCUGAGCUGAUGAAAUUCACCUGAUCAUUACGUGACCUUGUAUAUAAAAAAAACCCAAAUCCAACCACCAAUUCCAAACA